GCGCGCGCGCGACCAAGUGUAGCUGCACAGCCCGCUCUGUUGGUGAAUAUAUAAUCACUACACGAUUGCUCCAACCAAGCUGUAUGCUGGUCAGGCUUUUUUGCAGUGUAUUUGCGGAUUGUUUUGAACGAGCUGUAAAACGGAGACAUUUCCGGGGACAGCUCCAGUCGGGCACAGAACACCAAAAACCGGGACUGUCCCCGGAAAACGGGGACGUCUGGUCACCCUAUUCUAAGUACGUUUCGUCCGAUGCCUUUAUGUCUGAUGCCUGUUAGUCAGGUUUCAACGGAUGCCUUUAUGUCUGAUGCCUGUUAGUCAGGUUUCAACGGAUGCCUUCAUAUCUGAUACCUGUUAGUCAGGUUUCAACGGAUGCCUUUUUGAGUACGUUUCGUCUGAUGCCUUUUCUGAGGCUGUUUCGUCCGAUGCCUAAUUGUACAAGACGUCGUUUUUCCUGAGACCUGAAGCCGUUUUGUCAAAUAACCGACGCCUUUUCGUUGUAUGACUGAGAUUCGUUUGAAGAACCAAAUUAGCCAGAGUUCAGUUAUCAGGAUUAGAAGAUCCGGCAUCUGUCAAAUCAUCUCAAAUGUAUUGAACGAGGUACGAAGAACGGACCCCUGAAGAGUUGUAAUCAAUGGAAAUUCCAAUAUUUACUGUUGAUGCUUUUACCAAUGUACCUUUCAAAGGUAAUCCUGCUGCAGUAUGUCUUCUAGAGAACGAGCUGAAAGACGAUCUUUAUCAAAGCAUUGCUGCUGAGAUGAAUUUAUCAGACACUGCCUUCAUCACAAAACGAAAUUCUAUGGAUUUUUCCUCAGGUGCAAGGUUUGGGUUACGGUGGUUUACCCCCAAAAGUGAGGUUUCACUAUGUGGACAUGCAACACUGGCCUCAGCAGCAGUGCUAUUUUACCUUAAAAAGAAUGUCAACCCCGUUUUGGUGUUUGAGACUAUGAGUGGGGAGCUUCAUGUGUGCCAGCAUGAAGAAUCUCUAAUAAUGGACUUCCCCUUAAACAAACCAAAGCCCCAGAAACAACAUGAAAUCAAGAAUCUCUUGAAAGCUGUUGUUGGAGACUUAGCCAUUCAGGAUGUGUGCUACUGUCCAACAACAAAGUACCUGAUGAUUCGUCUAGCUGACACAUGUGACAGAUCUGAACUUACAUCUUUGAGGCCUGAAGCAGAAGCUCUACUGAAAAACGAAUCUACUGGGAAGAUUAAAGGCGUCACUGUUACAAUGAAAGGAUUUCCAAACGCACAGCCUGGAUAUGACUUCUAUUCCCGUUUCUUUGCCCCUUGGUAUGGGGUCCUUGAAGAUCCAGUCUGUGGGUCUGCACACACGGUUCUUGCUGGCUACUGGUCUGAAAAGCUGAAUAAAAAGAAAAUGUUGGCCUACCAGUGCUCCAGUCGUGGAGGUGAACUGGAGCUGGAGCUGAGGGAUGAUGGUCGACUCAACAUCAGCGGUCGGGCGCAGAUCAUUCUUCAGGGAACUCUUAAAAUCUAGACAACUUGCACAAUCAUCUCAUUAAAUCAUGUUUAUUUUCUUUCUUAAUAAAGAGCUGCAAACUGAUGUUUUUUCACUAAGUGGGUAAAUAUGGCCAAAACUGUAAUAAAUUGAGAUUAGGAGACUAAUUUAAAUUUUGUAAACAUUCUACUGAUUAAAGUCUGAAAUGAAUAUUUACCUCA
Molecule: messenger RNA, 1674 nt
Organism: Ctenopharyngodon idella (grass carp)
Lineage: Eukaryota; Metazoa; Chordata; Actinopteri; Cypriniformes; Xenocyprididae
Product: phenazine biosynthesis-like domain-containing protein
Exons: 10
Coding region: 632-1492 (286 amino acids)
Biological process (GO): biosynthetic process
Cellular component (GO): cytoplasm
Molecular function (GO): isomerase activity
Source: RefSeq, a predicted model, not a curated record